Messenger RNA from Galeopterus variegatus (Sunda flying lemur), 408 nucleotides. RefSeq names its product Fanconi anemia-associated protein of 20 kDa-like. NCBI's taxonomy places the organism in Eukaryota, Metazoa, Chordata, Mammalia, Dermoptera, Cynocephalidae. The record is from RefSeq and is a predicted model, not a curated record. The transcript is spliced from 5 exons. Gene Ontology annotation, biological process: DNA damage response. Gene Ontology annotation, molecular function: K63-linked polyubiquitin modification-dependent protein binding. Bases 1 to 408 code for a protein of 135 amino acids.
AUGCAGGCGGCGCGGGGGCCGCGGCCGAGGCUGAGCCGCCGGAGGCCGCCCUCGGGGCCGGGCGGCGCGGGGGCCGCGGCCGAGGCUGAGCCGCCGGAGGCCGCCCUCGGGGCCGGGUCCCCUGGCGCCAGCAGGCCCUGGUUCCUCCAGGAGGGCGGCGAGUGUGAGCACCCGUGGGCCGGGCUGCUGCGCUUGGUGGGCGCGGAUCUGACCCUGGACGACGAGCCGCUGCCCGCCUUUCCCGGCCAGGCCAGCGACAUGGGGAACAGCCCAUCCCCCAUCUUGAGACCCGUCGGGGAGCCUCUGACAUCCCUUGGCCACCCUGCAGUCAGCCCCACAAUCAGCCUCAACCUGUGGCUGAUGAAGCUGACAUCCUGGCACCUGCUCAGAGUCAUAGCACAAGGCUAA